ACUGAAAGUAGCGCAUCAAAAAGCAGAGAAAAUGACUGGUCGCGGUAAAGGAGGAAAGGGACUCGGAAAAGGAGGCGCCAAGCGUCAUCGUAAGGUUCUUCGUGAUAACAUCCAGGGAAUCACCAAGCCCGCCAUUCGCCGUUUGGCUCGUCGGGGUGGUGUAAAACGUAUCUCCGGUCUGAUCUACGAGGAGACACGAGGAGUGCUGAAGGUGUUCCUGGAAAAUGUGAUCCGAGAUGCCGUCACCUACACUGAACACGCCAAGCGCAAGACCGUCACCGCAAUGGAUGUCGUCUACGCUUUGAAGCGACAGGGACGCACUUUGUACGGAUUUGGAGGUUAAAUAGCUCAAACUCGAUUGGAUUCAUAUAAAAAGGCCCUUUUCAGGGCCACCAAAAUUAUUUCAAAGAAUUAGUUUACUUUUUCUAUUACAUAAGCUGUUACUUCCUAGAAAGCAAGGAAAUUGGGCUACACACAAAUUUGUGCACUUAACUAGUUUUGAUGAAGUUGGAUUUUUGUGUUUCUAGUACUUCUCAUCUAACCAAACAGAUCGACCGGCCCGUUUGCUAGAUCCUACGGGUUGGUUAAAGGUGUUUAAAAUGGUAAUUAGUUAAUAGAAGGAAAAGUUA
Messenger RNA from Topomyia yanbarensis, 629 nucleotides. RefSeq names its product histone H4. Gene Ontology annotation, molecular function: structural constituent of chromatin; protein heterodimerization activity; DNA binding. Lineage: Eukaryota; Metazoa; Arthropoda; Insecta; Diptera; Culicidae. Gene Ontology annotation, biological process: nucleosome assembly. Gene Ontology annotation, cellular component: nucleosome. The transcript has a single exon. Bases 32 to 343 code for a protein of 103 amino acids. The record is from RefSeq and is a predicted model, not a curated record.